CAGGGAAGCAGAAGAGUGGCAGGGUCAGGGCGCUAGGUUCCUAAGGAACAGCGAUGCAGAACAGAACUGGCCUAAUUCUCUGUGCUUCUGCCCUCCUGACGGGUUUCCUGAUGGUCUGCCUGGGGGCCUUCUUCAUAUCCUCUGGCUCCAUUCACAACUGUUGGGAGAGACUGAUCAUGGCCUAUUUGCUUCUGCCUCUGGGGUUUGUGAUCCUGCUGAAUGGAAUGUUCUGGAGCACCUACUGCCAGGCGAGUGAGAGCAAAAGGGUGUUCAGCCAUGUGCUCAGACAGCAUCUUGCUCAUGGGGCCCUGCCCCUGGCCACAGUGGACAGGCCAGACUUUUACCCUCCAGCUUAUGAAGAGAGCCUUGAUGUGGAAAAGCAGAUUUGUCCUGCAGAGGGAGAGGCCUCUGAUCUUCCUCCACCUCUGUAUACAGAGAUGGGCCUGGAUUUCCAGGAUGAUAACGAUGGCCACCCAGAGGCCCCGCCAUCCUACUCGGAGUCCAUAGCUGAUCUGGCAGCUGCAGCAACCUCAGAGGAUGCCCAGAGGCAAAGCCGAGGGGAAGAUCUCCAGCACUCAUCAUGGCCCCUGUGA
This is a messenger RNA of Carlito syrichta (Philippine tarsier), 593 nucleotides long. It is a transcript of the gene TMEM252, whose product is annotated as transmembrane protein 252. The record is from RefSeq and is a predicted model, not a curated record. NCBI's taxonomy places the organism in Eukaryota, Metazoa, Chordata, Mammalia, Primates, Tarsiidae. The coding region runs from base 54 to 593 and encodes 179 amino acids. The transcript is spliced from 2 exons.